Lachancea dasiensis is the source of this 735-nucleotide messenger RNA. The record is from the annotation of a GenBank genome assembly. NCBI's taxonomy places the organism in Eukaryota, Fungi, Ascomycota, Saccharomycetes, Saccharomycetales, Saccharomycetaceae.
AUGUCAGACUUGAUCGAGCCUGAUUUUGAUGAUCUGCUGGCCACCCCUGAGCUUGCUUCGGACGGCAAUGGAUUACAUGGUCGUUCCGGGCCCCGGGUUGGCCGCGGUACGCUGGAUGAAUCAAUUGCUGCCACGCUGAAAAGAGAUGUGCUACAAAUAAAUUCAAGACUGAAACAAGUCGUCUACCCUCACUUUCCGCUCAGACAGCUUCGCGGACGUUCCGAUCCUGAGUCUAUGAUGCCAGAAAACACCAGUGGUCCAAUAAGCAGUCUCCAAGACCACUGCGCUGAUCUUUGGGCACCUUUAUUGUUUACGAUUUCUUACAGCGUUGCACUAUCUCGGGCGAGCGAGCAAUUUUCCAGUUUCUUUGUGCUGGCCUGGUCUGCAAUUUCAAUAAUGGCUGUCCAUUUGACUUUGAUAAAACCACCCCAGAGUCAGAAAAAUGGCGGGAAUCUUCCAUUAUUAGCAGCAAUCUCAACUUGUGGCUACUGUCUGUUUCCGCACGUUUUGAACGCUGUGCUUAGCGCCUUGUUAUUUCCACUUUUCACUGCUGCGGUAUUAAAGGAAGACUGGCGAUUUCGCACGCUGACAAUUUUGAGAGUAGUUACAUUCGCAAUAUUUUCUUUCUGGUCACUGAACUCUGCUUUGAAGGCUACUAGAGUGACCGGUCGGACGGAUCGAUUUCCAUUAGUAUUGGUUCUUGUAGUGUUGAGUUGGCCGUGUGUGGUUUCCUGA